AUUUGUGCUGGGACUGGAAGCUAAUCAUUAAAAGGCGCUGCUUACAAUAAAUGCUGUCUCACACCUCGCACUUUCGCCCCUUUAGCAGCAAGUGCUGCUGAUUCACGUCUGAGAGACACUUCGACAAGGAAUUGGCUGGGAGUUUAAGUUGCAUUUCCUGUGAACCUUCAGUCCUUGAAAUCUAAGAUGGCUUCCACUCUCCUCUCUCGGCAACUAACUUAUGUAUUGCAGCAAAACCUGAAAUUUUCACUGCCCCGAUCUCGAUAUGUUAGUCAGCCGGCGAACAAGACAGACGUGGAUGUUGAGUUUGAUGGACCGUUGAUGAAAACGGAAGUACCAGGUCCGAAAUCACGGGAGUUAAUGAAGAAGCUGAAUGAGUUGCAGAAUCAAGAGUCAACAACAGUGCUGUGGAUCCAGAGUCUCAUGCAGGCAAGGCCAGGUUACAACCAUCCUGCGCUGGUUAAACUGCUGCAGAAUCCACAGAAUGUGAGUUCAUUCAUAAACAGACCUGCCCUGGGAUGCCUGCCUCCUGAGAAUUAUGUUCAGAAGCUGUCCGAGACGCUGCUUUCAAUCGCUCCAAAAGGUUUGAAGCAAGUACAAACUAUGUCAUGUGGCUCCUGUUCCAAUGAGAAUGCCUUCAAAGCAGCUUGUAUCUGGUAUCGAAACAAGGAAAGAGGCAAUGCUAUACAUACAAAGGAGGAGCUGGAAUCUUGUAUGAUCAACCAGGCACCUGGUAGCCCUGAUAUAACUAUUCUAUCUUUCAUGGGUGGCUUUCAUGGAAGAACAUUUGGUUGCUUGACAGCAACCCAUUCUAAGGCUGUCCAUAAAUUGGACAUUCCAGCAUUUGAUUGGCCCACAGCACCAUUUCCAACACUGAAAUAUCCUCUGGAAGAGUUUGUGAGCGAGAACGCACAAGAGGAAGCUAGGUGCUUGGAGGAGGUGGAAGACUUAAUAGUAAAGUUCAGAAAGAAGGGUAGAAAUGUGGCUGCAAUAAUUGUCGAGCCAAUCCAGUCUGAGGGGGGAGACAACCACGCAUCAGAUGACUUUUUCCAGAAAUUGCGUAACAUUGCCAAAAAGCAUGGCUGUGCUUUCUUGUGUGACGAAGUACAGACGGGAGGCGGCAGCACUGGCAAGUUUUGGGCUCACGAGCACUGGGGCCUGGACGAUCCAGCAGAUAUUGUCACCUUCAGUAAGAAGUUGCUGUCAGGAGGCUACUUCUACAAGGAUGAGCUAAGGCCUGACAUGCCCUACAGGAUUUUCAAUACAUGGCUUGGAGACCCUUCAAAAAAUCUCAUGUUUUCUGAAGUACUUAAUGUUAUUAGGAGAGAAAAACUCUUGGACAAUGUCAAUGAAAGUGGCAAGGUCCUAUUACAGGGUCUUAAGGAUUUACAGGUUCUCUAUCCACACAUUUUGAGUAAAGCCAGGGGGAAGGGGACAUUCUGUUCUAUAGAUGCACCCAACGAUGCAAUAAGGAAUACACUUGUUCUGAAAAUGAGAAAUAAAGGUAUUGUACUUGGAGGCUGUGGAGAAAAGUCUAUUCGGUUCCGUCCUGCUUUGAUAUUCAAGCCACACCAUGCACACCUCUUCCUUAAUGUUUUCAGUGAUGUUCUGGCUGCCCACAAAUGAAUCCAUGAUGCAGCAGGCAGCACAAAAGGAUCCACAAUCCACAAUUAUACUAUUCAAUAGAUUACAUGCUAGUGAUCUUACAAAUUAUCUGACCAGUUGUUCAACAUUGACAUCAACAGUUUAUGCCUUUUUUUAAUUUUUUUUAAAGCAAUAAGGGCAUAUUUGAUCUCUACAGCCCUUUCAAAUGUGUAAUUUGUGUAUCAUUUAACAAUCUGUGAAUAUACAGCUAAUAACAUUACAUAUAGUGUUAAUUUUCCAUCAUAAGAUGCUUUGUGUAUAAUGGUGCAACUUGAAAACAAUACUACAUUAACUUCCAUAAUCAGGUCCAUAAUUAGUCACCAUUUUUGAAAUUUUUACUGAUAUUUUGUAUCACGUGAUGGAUGUCAAUUAAUAGCAUUUAUGACCUAUAGUAGGACAUUUGCGAUCUGUUCUAAAAUGCUGCACACACUCCCUUGUGAAUUAAUGGUGGAUUAUAUCAAAAUAAUUUCCAUUCAGUUUGAAACAUGUCAUGCAUUUACUGUCAAAAUUACCAGAAAGCCUAGUUGCUUGAGUAAGAUGUCUUAAGCUUGGUCAGUUCACCGUAUAUAGAAAUUGAUAUAAAUUUAUUCACCAUGGCCAUCUGUAUCUUCCAAUAAAACCUAGUUUCUUGAAAUGAUAUAUAUUGUUGAAAAAGAUGAUCUACAAUUUUAUCCUAUCAUUAAACUAAUAGAAUACA
Rhincodon typus (whale shark) is the source of this 2341-nucleotide messenger RNA. It is a transcript of the gene abat, whose product is annotated as 4-aminobutyrate aminotransferase. Bases 187 to 1626 code for a protein of 479 amino acids. The transcript has 16 exons. Gene Ontology annotation, cellular component: mitochondrion. Gene Ontology annotation, molecular function: pyridoxal phosphate binding. The record is from RefSeq and is a predicted model, not a curated record. Gene Ontology annotation, biological process: GABA catabolic process. NCBI's taxonomy places the organism in Eukaryota, Metazoa, Chordata, Chondrichthyes, Orectolobiformes, Rhincodontidae.